Messenger RNA from Myotis daubentonii (Daubenton's bat), 2667 nucleotides. It is a transcript of the gene PLA2G3, whose product is annotated as phospholipase A2 group III. The record is from RefSeq and is a predicted model, not a curated record. Gene Ontology annotation, biological process: phospholipid metabolic process; arachidonate secretion. NCBI's taxonomy places the organism in Eukaryota, Metazoa, Chordata, Mammalia, Chiroptera, Vespertilionidae. Gene Ontology annotation, molecular function: A2-type glycerophospholipase activity.
CUGGAUGGCAGUGAGAAAGCCGAGGUGAGUGGGGGCGUGGGCCUCGGCGAGUGCACUCUCAGCCAAUCGGCGGCCUGUCCAGCCGGUGGAUUCAGUUACAAGCUUGAGAUCACCCCAUACGCCAACCUCCUUCCUACCCCUCCCCAAGCUCCAUUCAUUGGCCCCGCUGCACCGGGUCUGCCCGGCACCGUUUCCGUUCCGCUCCUGUGCGGCUGCCUCGUGGGCCGGGCGGGCCGGGACCGCCAGGGCGAGGCAUCCCAUCCCGGCGGCUUUGUCUGACGGGGCUGGGCCCGGGCGGGAUGAGGCUGCUGGGAAGGCUGCUGGGGGUGCUGAGCUGCCUGGGGGCUGCUCUGGAGGGCUCUCCUGCCCUCCGCUGGCACAGCACCUCCUGCCACCUGGCCAGGUCCGUCCCCGGCAGCCCCUCGGGGUCCCUGAGCUUCCUGGGCAAGGAUGCGCAGGGACUGGCUGUGUUCCAUGCCCACUGGGAUGGGCACGGGAGGCUGCAGGCAUGUAGCCGGCAGGAGGAGCCGGAGCUCACUGCAGCCUUCAGCGCCCUGUGUGCGGGCGAGAUCUCCCGGGACUCCUUCGUCCACAGCCCUGGCGCUGAGCUGCGGAGAGCCCUGGCCACCCUUCGGAGCCAGUGGGGGGCCUGCCCGCCGUCUCCCGGGAGGCCAGCAGGAGCGAGAGAGAAGCGAGCGACAGGGCAGCGUGGAGCACCCAGCGCGGGGCACCCGCGGGAGAAGAGAGGCUGGACCAUGCCCGGCACACUGUGGUGUGGCUUUGGGGACUCUGCCAGGAACUCCACGGAGCUGGGUGUCUUCCAGGGCCCCGACCUCUGCUGCCGGGAGCAUGACCACUGCCCUCAGAGCAUCUCGCCUUUCCAGUACAACUACGGCAUCCAAAACUACCGAUUCCAGACCAUCUCUCACUGCGAUUGUGAUGCCAGGUUCCGGCAGUGCCUGCAGAGCCAGCGGGACUCCGUCUCAGACCUUGUGGGUGUGGUGUUCUUCAAUGUGCUGGAGACGCCCUGCUUCGUGCUGGAGGAGCAGGAGGCGUGUGUGGCCUGGUACUGGUGGGGCGGGUGUCGGACGUACGGCUCCAUCCCCCUCGCCCGCCUCCAGCCAAAGACCCUCUACAAUACCUCCUGGCGCUCCCCAGCCAUGGCCCUGACUCCCAGCCCCCAGAGCCCAGCCCCCAGCAAAGACAAUGCCGCAGCCCUCCAGGCGCCCGUGGCCGCCCCCAGGCCUGAUCUGGCCCCCACAGCCUGGUUGGAGGUCACCCAUUCGGGCCAUCAGGGGCCUCCGGGUGCCCUAAAACCUCAGGUCGCCCGCCAGGCCUGCCGCAGCUUCCGCCACCUGGACAGGUGUGAGUACCAGAUCGGGCCCCAGGAGACCAAGUUCCAGCUGCUCAACGGUGCCCGAGAGCCCCUCUUCCACUGCAACUGCACGCGCCGACUAGCACGAUCCCUGAGGCUCCACAGCCCACCCACAGGUGCCAACAUGCUUUGGGAGCUGCUGGGCACGACCUGCUUCAAGCUGGCCCCUCCCCUGGACUGUGCUGAGAGCAAAGACUGUUCCAGGGGCCCCAGGGCCAUCAGGGUGUCAGCUCGGCACUUACAGCGACUCCAGCAGAGGAGACUCGGGGGCACAGGCACAGAGGAGGGGCAGGCACGGCCUCCGGAGCCCCCGAAGGCCCCCAUGUCAUUCUAUGACCGGUGCCUGCAGCAGACCCAGGCAGCUCUGAGGACCCAAGAGCAGCAGACAUCCUGGAACCAGUGACGUCAGUUCCAGCUUUCACCGCCCGGGACUGGACCUUGCCCGUGGCUUUGCUAGGCCCCGGGGGUCUCAGCCUCUUUUCCAUGUGUCACACUGAAGCGGGGCUCUCACCGGGGGGCCAAGGCCCAAACACUGGACUAGGUCUCCUGCUGUGCUGGGUGACCUUGGGCUGGUGACCCAACCCCUCUGUGCUUGGACAGUGGUAUUCAGGAGGCUCAUUCUGAUGCCCUGGGCUUGGGCCUUGCCAGGGCACUUCACUCCAGAUGGGCACGGGGCGGGGGUAACGAGUUGCAGCAGCCUCCUCGGGAGGUACUGGGAGGAGGCACACGUGUGUUCAUGUUGCAACGGGAAUACACUCGGGGUCUUGCCCAGGGGAACCUGAGUGCCUGCGUGCUGAGGCCCGAGGCAGCAGGCAGGGAAUGAGGGAGGCCACAGAAGUGCCUGUGUCUGAAUCCAAGAUCGGGGGCACUAGAGAGCGACUUCCCAGCUCCCCUCCUCCUGGGAGACCCCUUCUCUGAACAGCUGCUGGCCCACUCAUUCUGCCCCGACCCUAAAUUCCAAUCUCCCCUGUGCCUUUGAGCAAGGGGCGUCCUCCCCCAACACGAGCCUUUGUUUCCUCCUUAAAAAAGAGCAGGAUAAACAGGACCUACCUACCUCAGAGGGCUGUUGAGGGUUAAGUGAGCCAAUGCAUGGCCAGCGCUUAGGACCUAGUAAAUAUCCCCUCCCUCCAAUGCACUGCCAAACCGUGCUCGGGUGCCUGAUUUUGAGAGGCCUCCCGCAACCUCUUGGAGGCCUCAGUUUGCUCACCUGUGAAAUGGGACUAAGAACUGCACUGGACUCAACACCACUCAGGGCUGUGGUGCCGAUUAAAGGAGAUGGCAUGUGUAAUGUA